AGCUCGCUUUAGUGUGACUCGGAAGUGCUUCUUCCCCGAGGCAGAGAGGAGAGACCUCCGAGCGCCGGGGUGUGGAGGUGGCGGCCGGGCCCCGUCGUCAAUAUGCAGCGAUUACUCCUUCCGCCCUUGAAGGCCUUGAUGGGGGGGCCGUGUCUCCGACUCCUGGGUCCCAGGGCGGCACCUCGAAAGCAGUGUGGUUGCAGCUGUGGGAUCAGGAUCCCCUUGAGGCCAGGGCAGUACAGCACCAUCUCUGAAGUAGCUUUACAAUCUGGAAGGGGUACAGUGUCCCUCCCUUCAAAGGCUGCUGAGCGGGUGGUGGGCCGAUGGCUCCUGGUCUGCAGUGGAACAGUGGCUGGAGCAGUUAUUCUUGGUGGAGUAACUAGAUUGACAGAGUCUGGCCUCUCAAUGGUAGAUUGGCAUUUAAUAAAGGAGAUGAAGCCACCUACAAGCCAAGAGGAAUGGGAAGCAGAAUUCCAAAAAUACCAGCAAUUUCCAGAAUUUAAAAUCUUAAAUCAUGAUAUGACACUGGCGGAAUUCAAGUUCAUCUGGUACAUGGAGUACUCACACCGAAUGUGGGGUCGGCUUGUAGGCCUCGCAUACAUCCUGCCUGCUGCCUACUUUUGGAGAAAGGGCUGGCUCAGCCACAACAUGAAAGGACGUGUUCUUGCCCUCUGUGGUUUAGUAUGCUUCCAGGGCCUGUUGGGAUGGUAUAUGGUGAAAAGUGGAUUAGAAGAAAAACCAGAUUCUCAUGACAUCCCUCGGGUCAGUCAGUACCGCCUUGCUGCCCACCUGGGAUCAGCCCUGGUUCUUUAUUGCGCCAGCUUGUGGACUUCGCUCUCGCUGCUGCUUCCUCAGCACAAGUUGCCUGAAACCCGUCAGCUCCUGUGGUUGAGACGAUUUGCUCACGGAACAACAGGCCUAGUGUUCCUUACAGCUCUGUCAGGGGCUUUUGUGGCAGGACUGGAUGCUGGGCUUGUUUACAACUCCUUCCCCAAGAUGGGAGAAUCUUGGAUCCCAGAAGACCUUUUCACCUUCUCUCCCAUCCUGAGGAAUGUUUUUGAGAACCCUACUAUGGUGCAGUUUGAUCACCGAAUUCUGGGAAUCACUUCAGUUACUGCCAUUACAGCGCUCUACUUCCUGUCCCGGAGAAUUCCCCUUCCUCGCAGGACCAAGAUGGCAGCAGCGACUCUGCUGGCUUUGGCAUAUACACAGGUGGGCUUGGGCAUUAGCACUCUGCUAAUGUACGUUCCAACUCCUUUGGCUGCUACUCACCAGUCGGGCUCCUUGGCUUUGCUCAGUGUUGCCCUUUGGCUCAUGAACGAACUCCGAAGAAUCCCAAAAUAAUUCUAAAAGGAUCGAUCAGCUGCGUAGGACUGAAACUGCUUUUGAGAGCUCAUUAGAGCACAAGAACUUGGAUUUUGCUAAGAGAAUGAACUUGGCAUAUCAAAUGGUUUCCAGAUCGGUCAGGUUUUUAAAAACUCUUUGCCUGUUUCUGGAAGUCACUGGAUCAAGAAUGUCAUUAGGUAUGAUUACAGUAACGGUUCCUUUUUAAAUCUGUUAUUUUUCACGUUGAUCCUAUUAAUGGGAUAUCACCUCUUCUAGACAGAAUUAUUUUAAAAAGGGAACUAGAGUCACCGGGGUAGGUUCCCAUAGCAUUUCUCCUGAUCCCCACACUAAGGUUGUCCUUAGUUAAUAAUAGUCACCAGAGGGCAUUAUGAUCCUAUCCAAAGAACCAUAUGCUAAUGCUUCUACAGUUCCCUCCAACAAAGGAGCAACGAAUGAAUUAAGUUCAAAUUUCAGAUACUUUACUUCAUUUUCAUUUUAUUAAAGAUGAAUAAGUUUGGAAAAACAGAUCUGGUUGCAUUAAGCUAUAUAACUAUUAUGCCACAAUCCUGGUGAAUGGAGAUUAUCUGAAUUAUUUUUAGGUUUGCAUUAUUCCCAGUAUCAGACACAUAGCAAAUAUUGCAUGAAUGAAUAGAAAAUGAUUAAAGAUUAAUGUCCCAGGCACCUCUUCCAAAACAAGUCAUCACAUACCUACAAGAUUAAAUGAAUUUAUCAUAAUGUUUUCAAAGGUCCCUCAACAAUUCUGUCAGUUUUUAAAACACUUGCUUUUCUUAACCCAGAAUAUUUCUGUCUUUAACUUAACAGUGACAAAUGCUAUCCAUAUGACAGGGAUAACAAUUAGCUACUGCUUUAAAGUGAUGCUGGUUGCAAAGACCAACACCGAUGAUCAGAAUAUUAGGAUAACCAAUUUAUCUUCAGUAAUCCUUCCUUCUGGCCCUGGAGUGAAUGGUGGGUUAUAUAUUGGCAUAGGUAACACAUAUAUCCAUGUCCCGGCAUAAGGGAGAAUGCCCUCCCCUCUAAUAUGCAUUGCACAGUUUGCUCAACAAUGAUUUAACAGUAUUUAUCAGUGAGUAUUUUAAGAACUGUUCAGCAAAAUUAUUAUUUAAUGUGAAGCAUUAGAAAAACAUACAAUCUUAGUAACCCCCAAAAUUGAUGCAAUACAGCAGCCUUUGGUCUUUUAAAGGGAGAAGGGAGCGUCUGCUGUGGAUCAUAAAAAAAAAAAAAAAAAAAGAUGCCUUUCAACACUGCAGAGUCCAUCGCUCAA
This is a messenger RNA of Myotis myotis, 2608 nucleotides long. RefSeq names its product cytochrome c oxidase assembly protein COX15 homolog (gene COX15). Gene Ontology annotation, molecular function: oxidoreductase activity, acting on NAD(P)H, heme protein as acceptor. Gene Ontology annotation, biological process: heme A biosynthetic process. NCBI's taxonomy places the organism in Eukaryota, Metazoa, Chordata, Mammalia, Chiroptera, Vespertilionidae. The record is from RefSeq and is a predicted model, not a curated record. The transcript is spliced from 9 exons. Bases 103 to 1344 code for a protein of 413 amino acids. Gene Ontology annotation, cellular component: mitochondrial inner membrane.